Penicillium alfredii is the source of this 1728-nucleotide messenger RNA. RefSeq lists its product as uncharacterized. The transcript is spliced from 2 exons. NCBI's taxonomy places the organism in Eukaryota, Fungi, Ascomycota, Eurotiomycetes, Eurotiales, Aspergillaceae. Gene Ontology annotation, cellular component: DNA ligase IV complex; nucleus. Gene Ontology annotation, biological process: double-strand break repair via nonhomologous end joining. Gene Ontology annotation, molecular function: DNA end binding. Bases 1 to 1728 code for a protein of 575 amino acids. The record is from RefSeq and is a predicted model, not a curated record.
AUGUCUUUCUUAUGGCACCGGUUGAAUCUGCCACCAGACGGUCUUCCGCCGCUGCUCUUCCAGUACAUCUGGACGCGCCAAGGCUAUGAGCUCUACAUGACCGAUCUCACCUCGAUCUGGACAGAACGCCUACCCCACAAGGAAGUCGUGAAACGAGCAGAAGCGGAUGCCACCACCAUCGAUCCAAGCGAGGAUCCGGGGCAAUUCACAGUUCUUCUACAGAAAAUUGGAGAAGCUCUGCACGGCGAUGGGGGCAAAACCACACUAAAAUAUGGAUCUCAAGCCGACUCGCUCGAGCUCACAACAACAACCAAGCUACCAGCUCCCUUGAAACCCUUGAGAUGGUCUCUGUACUUGUCAAAAGCAUCCGUGUCGUCUGUGACAAGCCGGCUUCUUCUCCCACUGCUAAGAGAAGAGGCAGAGCGCGAGUCCCGCCAACGGUCCCUCUUGGACCAGCUCAAGCAGAAGGACUGGGUCCUAAGCAAGCUCUUUGACAAGGUUGAAACCCUCGGAGUGGAUCUGGGGACCGUGUUUCCCGGCGCUCCAGGGCUGCGUACCAUUCGCAAGGGCAGCUCCUGGCCCGACGCGGCCAAGUUCAUUAAAGGCGCUGCGCCGUUCGAUGAGAAGACCUGGCUCGCCGAAGCCAGGGAAUCAUCGCCUGGUGGCUUAGGGCUAGCUGCGAAUCUGGUCCAAGAGAUUUCAGGAUCUGCCAGCAGUCGCGAUCUCAAAGAUCUCACUGCGCCAGAGGACAAGUGGUGGAAUCAACUAAUAAGACGCUCUGAAACUCUCGCUACACCGGCAACUCCAUAUCAAGAGGAAGAGGAAGAGGAAGAUGAAAAAAACAAGGAGCCAGCCAUUACCAAUACUCCAAAAGACAUCGAUUUAGAUGCCGACUCAACUACAGGCAGUGAAGACGAUGAAUUCGAGCGACAAGAGACACCCCCACGAUUGAAGCCCCAAGAAACCAAAGCAGCAGCAUCCCCACCAAAAUCAAAGCCAAAAAAGAAGAAAUCCCUUUCUCCGCAGCCACCGGCAGCAGAGGAAGACGAAGCUACUGCAACUGAAUCCGAGCCAGAGCCCGAGCCCGCACCACUCCGAAGACGUACCCCCAGUAUCUCCCCUCCACCCAAGCCAGCACCAGCACCAGCACCAGCGAAACCCCAAGCCCAAGAGCCUCCGAAAAGACUCAAAGGCGGACUAGGUGUCAUCGGCGGCAAGAAAAAGCAACCGCCUCCGCCAUCUCCCCCCGCUCCCUCGGCUUCUGUUCGGGCUCCUACUAGUUUGACCUCACCACGACCGCCCCAUGAACCGCUCAAACCAGCUGCCGACAAAGAGGCUGCUCCACCAGCAUCAGCGAUGCCCCCCACCAAAACCAAACGGCCCACGAAACUGGGCAUGAUCGGCGGAAAAGCCAAACCCAAAGCACCAGAGCAGACGGAGACUGUUGCCGCUGCGCCUGAGCCUCUUUCUACGUCUUCGCCGGAGAGAGUCCCUCCGACGAGGUCUGCAAGGCUAGAGGAUGAUGACCUCGACUCUACGGGGCUUGCAGCGCGCAAGCCGCUGAAAGCAGAGUCACCGUCCAGAGCGUCGCUAGUGACAGCAAAACCAAGCGUAAUUCCGUCUGCGCCUGAGCCCGAGGAGGCAAAGGCGGAUCGGAAGCGUGAGGAGCUGAAGCGGCAGCUCGAUGUGAAGAGUAAGGCUCCUGCGAAGAAGAAACGGAGGUUCUAA